GUGGAAACACGUCAUUCACAUGCGCCUGUUUUGGUGUGGCUCCAAUUGCCUGGUCUCUUGUCCAUGCGUGAGGCGAACGUGGGUCGAAAAGACGUCCGCUUAUGGUCUUGUUUACGUAUUUGAAUCAGUUCAGUCCAGUAAAAUAUUGUGAUAGACAGUUCUGACAGCAUGUUCGCUGAAGAGGAGGAGUGGAAUGAUGACCCAGAAGCCAAAGCGCUGACCAAGAAGGUCAUCAGCAGGACCAAUGUGUCUGACAGUGCCAGUGUCACACCAAAGGGUGUUGGGAAGAAGAAGAGUUUGUUACGGACACUUCAGACACUGGGGCCUGUACCAAAAUGGAGCAAGAGCGAUAGUUUGCCUCAGGGAGCAGGCAAUGACAGCGAAACAGAGACUUUACCUACACCACACACCAAAAGGAAGAAAAAAAGAAGCAAAAGAGGUCGUAAGAAAGUGUCUUCUCAAGGAGAAGAGGCAGGACAGAAGGACAGUGUAGGUGUCAAGGAAGAGGCUCCGGGGCCUAUAGCUAAGAACCAAAUGCAGUCCAAGGAACCAGUAAAAGCAGGGUUCAAGAAAGUAAAGAAUUUGACGUCCAUUCCAGGCAGCAGUAAACCUGAUUCAAAAUCUAUCAAGGAUCAAGAAAAAGAUUCGGUCGACUCUAAAAUUGAGACAUUAAACAGAAAGCAAUGGAGAAACAAGAUGAAGAACAAGAAGAAAUGUAAAAACAAGUUCAAAGUUCAAAAUGGGGAGAAUUCCCCAAAAAACGCAAAAGCGGAGACCAUUGAAAGUGCACCAAGAAUAGCUUUGGAUGUGAACUCUGGAAACGUGGUCACCCAGCCGCAACAACCCCCAAGCAAAAACAACAAACAGCAGCAGAGUGUUGUUAAAGCACAGAAAAGGAAAAUAGUACCAAAUGGUAAAGAGAUGACAUUCAUUAAGACUGCGUCCAACCCAGACACAGAAACAGUCCAAAACAAUAAAAACAAUUUUGAGAAAAACACAAAGCAGGGCAAUCAAGUAAAAGCAGUUCCACUCAGUAACUCUAAAUCCCCACAUAUAGAGUUAAAGAAGGAUGAGAACAAACAUCAAAAGGCGGUUAGGGAGGUACAGCAACUUGGUCCACCUGGCAGUAAGAGGAGGAAACAAGAGGAGAGCAAAGUGCAGGACCGCAGGAAAGAGAAGCUCAGAAGAAUACUCGGUAGCCAGAGCUCUGAAAGGAUGGAGCAACCUAUAGAGCAGGAGAAGGAAACGCACACUAUAGAGCAGGUUCCCACAGACCGCUCCACUGCUCUGAGGUCCCGCAUGGAGCAUCGUUUGGAGUCUGCUCGGUUCCGUUAUAUUAACGAGGUUCUGUACACCACUUCCAGUGGGGAGGCCAAACGCAUGUUCAGACAGGACCCCCAGGCCUUUGGCGUCUAUCACAAAGGCUUCACGGCACAGGUCAAACGCUGGCCAGUUAAUCCUGUUGACGCCAUCAUCUCCUACAUAUGCCAAAAGCCUGCCUCCCUGGUGGUAGCAGAUUUCGGAUGUGGGGACUGCAAAAUAGCUCUCAGUGUGAAGAACAAAGUGCAUAGUUUUGACUUGGCACCAAUCAGUGACCGUGUCACAGUCUGCGACAUGGCUAAUGUACCCCUCAAGAAUGGCACUGUGGACAUAGCCGUCUUCUGUCUUUCUCUUAUGGGGACCAACCUGGUUGAUUUCCUACUUGAGGCCAACCGUGUGCUGGUAAUGGGUGGGGUCCUUAAAAUUGCGGAGGUGGCAAGUAGAUUUGAAAAUGUGCGGAACUUCAUGAGUGCGUUGUCCAGCCUGGGAUUCAAGUUGCUGACAAAGGACACCGACAACAGUUACUUCUACUCCUUUGAAUUUGAGAAGAUUGCAGAAGCGCCAGAGAGGGUAAAGAAGGCAGGAGGACUAGAGCUGAGGCCUUGUGUGUACAAGAAACGAUGAGGGCAACAGUGACACGGAAAGAUUCAAAUGUGCAUCCCAAGUAACACCCUUCUGCAUCAUGUCUGUUCCAAAGACAUAAAGAAGGCCUUGACAUACUUGGUAUAUUUCUAUUAAAUGUUUUGCAUUUGUAACUGUCAUGAAAAGUGCAUUGAUAUAUUAUCAUGCACAAUGCUUCUCGAUAUCUUUAUAAAACCAAGUCUG
This is a messenger RNA of Esox lucius (northern pike), 2145 nucleotides long. Its product is annotated as ribosomal RNA processing 8. The transcript is spliced from 8 exons. Gene Ontology annotation, cellular component: chromatin silencing complex; nucleolus; rDNA heterochromatin. The record is from RefSeq and is a predicted model, not a curated record. Bases 169 to 1944 code for a protein of 591 amino acids. Gene Ontology annotation, biological process: cellular response to glucose starvation; regulation of transcription by glucose; rDNA heterochromatin formation. NCBI's taxonomy places the organism in Eukaryota, Metazoa, Chordata, Actinopteri, Esociformes, Esocidae. Gene Ontology annotation, molecular function: methyltransferase activity.